AUGGAUCCCCGUUCUCGUGCCUGUUACAACUGCGGUGACGCUGCUCACCAGGCCAAGGAUUGCCCUAAGAAGGGAACCCCUACUUGUUACAACUGCGGUGGUGAGGGUCACGUCAACCGCGAGUGCCCCAACCCCCCCAAGGAGCGUACCUGCUACCGCUGUGGUCAAGCUGGUCACCUGUCCCGGGAGUGCCCCCAGGGUGGCAGCUUCGGCGGUGCCCAGGGUGGUGCUCCCCAAGAGUGCUACAAGUGUGGCCAGCCCGGCCACAUUGCCCGUAACUGCUCCCAGGGCGGUGCCCAGGGUGGUAGCUACGGUGGUGGCUACUCGUCAUUCAACAACAACCGUGGCCAAACUUGCUACUCCUGCGGUGGCUUCGGCCACAUGGCCCGUGACUGCACCCAGGGUCAAAAAUGCUACAACUGUGGCGAGGUUGGCCACGUUUCCCGCGAUUGCACCACUGAGGCUCGCGGUGAGCGUGUCUGCUACAAGUGUAAGCAGCCCGGCCACGUCCAGGCUGCCUGCCCCAACUAA
Molecule: messenger RNA, 531 nt
Organism: Penicillium angulare
Lineage: Eukaryota; Fungi; Ascomycota; Eurotiomycetes; Eurotiales; Aspergillaceae
Exons: 6
Coding region: 1-531 (176 amino acids)
Biological process (GO): positive regulation of cytoplasmic translation
Cellular component (GO): cytoplasm
Molecular function (GO): translation regulator activity; single-stranded RNA binding; zinc ion binding
Source: RefSeq, a predicted model, not a curated record